This is a messenger RNA of Staurois parvus, 333 nucleotides long. Lineage: Eukaryota; Metazoa; Chordata; Amphibia; Anura; Ranidae. The record is from the annotation of a GenBank genome assembly.
GUUCCCAUUACUGAAUCCAUCUACCUGAUGAUGAUGAGGGAUGGUGUGACGUUCCUGUGUGGAAUCCCAGGAAUACAAAGGACGGGGACAUCUCUCUGGUGGGUUCCCAUUACUGGAUCCAUCUACGUGAUGAUGGACAGGUACAUCUCUCUGGUGGGUUCCUAUUACUGGAUCCAGCUACCUGAUGAUGGUGAGGGAUGGUGUGACCUUCCUGUGUGGAAUCCCAGGAAUACAGAGGACGGGGACAUCUCUCUAGUGGGUUCCCAUGACUGGAUCCAUCUACCUGAUGAUGGUGAGGGAUGGUGGGAUCUUCCUGUGUGGAAUCCCAGGAAU